Molecule: messenger RNA, 1116 nt
Organism: Cryptomeria japonica (Japanese cedar)
Lineage: Eukaryota; Viridiplantae; Streptophyta; Pinopsida; Cupressales; Cupressaceae
Product: putative B3 domain-containing protein Os03g0621600
Exons: 5
Coding region: 1-1116 (371 amino acids)
Molecular function (GO): DNA binding
Source: RefSeq, a predicted model, not a curated record
AUGGCAAGUAAUGGGAAGAGAAACAAAAGAAUGGCCUGCGGACGCUGCACUUCCAAAUGCUUGUCUACUUAUUCAUCAAACUCAAAUGAAGUGUUUUCAUUUUUCAGAGUCAUGGAAGGAGACUUCACAUCUGCACUGGAAAUCCCUGACAAAUUUGCAAUGAGAAUCAAGUGUAGGAGGUGUAGAGAUGCAACUCUCCAUGGCCCAAGUGGUUAUCUGUGGCGUGUAAACUUGUGUUAUACUAAUGCUUCUGCAUCUUUCACGGAUGGCUGGCAUAGUUUUGUUUCUGACAAUGGUGUAGCAGCCAAAGACAUACUUGUUUUCAGUUAUGUGAAUGACACAUACUUUGUUGUGCAAGUUUUUGGACCAAAUGACUGUGAGAAACAGAGUGCCUCUGCUCUUCAGAGUUACACAUCAUGCUGUCUUAAACAAGAAAUCACUCCAAAAGUUUGCAAUCAGAAGAGGUGUGAGCACAGGACAAUUCCCACAAAACUCAGUUCAAAUGAUGAAAUUUCUGUUACAACUUUGACAAAGCAUAAAGAAGAUUUUAGUAUGACAGCAAAAUGUUCUUCAAAAGAAUUGGUAUGCAUGCCUCACAAACCACAAAAUAACAUUUCUGGGAAUCAAGCUUCUUUAAUAAGUUAUAAUGCAGCUAUUGAAGUCACACCUUGUUUAGAUACUGAUAGCAUUUCAGAGAUCUCUGGAGUUCUGAACCCUGUGGUAUCAAUGGAGCCACAGUUUGAAGUGGUUUUAAAAAAGGGUGCAGUUUUUGGUAAAACUUGUAGACUCGGGAUUCCUGCAAAAUUUGCCAAGCUCUGGCUACAGGCAAAUACCAAGAUAAUACUUGUACAUCACAAGAACCCUGGCAUGUGGCCGGUUAUGGUUAGAAAAAAUAGAUAUUCUUUGAUAUUACGAGGGGGUUGGAAAAGUUUUGUUGUUAGCAAUGAGCUGAAUAAACGUGAUAUAUGUGUCUUUAAGCUGGGAUUUUUUUGCAACUGCUUCAAAACGACCUGGACGGCUUGGCAAUGGUCGUCGACAAUGGGAAAAGCGUUUCAAGCAUUGAAAGGUGAAACAGCAUUAUCCCCUGAUGUUUUUGGUAACAUAGAUUCUCGGUAG